CUCUAAACAGAUCAAAACAAAAGUAGAGAAGCCAACUCCUAGAUCCUAGGCCUAGUGAAUAUGGAUCCUGUGGUGGACAAUGGUGUCUGUGCUUUCGCAGCUAUCAAGAAGCAUAUAGUGCGUCUCAACAAGGGCAUUAUUGCCGGGCAGAUUCCAGAAAAGCUCUACUCUGAAGAAUUGAUUGGUGAGGAACCUUGGGAAUUGUAUCUCAAUUCUGCAACCAUAGACUCUGAUAAAGGGAAAAAAAUUGCAAGAGCUGUCCAAAAGAAUGUUCGUCUUUGUCCUGAACUGAUGGAUAAAUUGUGUGAUAUCUUAAAGAGUGAAAGAGCUACUGAAGAUAUCGCAAACGACCUCCAAGAUACCUACGUGCUCAAGAAAGAAGAAGCUAAAGAUAAGUCACAAUCAAAGCCGGAAAUUGAAUUUCAAGAACUAAAGGAUGUACUAGAGAACUGUAAAACUGACCUAUCUCAACCAGAUGCUCCCCAAAAUGAACUUGACGCUGUGAUCAAGUUCAAGAUAAAAUCAUUCAUUACUACGAAUAUCACAAAUGGUGCUACAAAGGUAGAUAUUCAUAGCAAAGUAUCCUCUCUUUGUUAUGAAACGUUCACAAUUCCGACAAGGCUUUGUACCUGGGCACUUCAAACAGUUGAAGAAGCUGCUAUUCCAAAACCCAAACCAGCAAAUGUUGAAGAUGUUACGUCUAGUGAAGUAGCCAAGCCAGAAACCAUACCAGAGCAUCUCUCACCCCUGCCUACCUCUGAGUUUAAAGAGCUACUCUACAAUUCCAGUCUUUGUUGUCAGGCUGUCAGUACUUGCAACGUCGGAACCUACAGAAAAUUUUUUUCAGACUUAACAAAUCCCCACUUAUUCGAGGAAAUUUCGAUGUCAAUAUCAGAAGAUAGAGAUGAAGUUGAUCGAUAUCUUGUUGCUGUUCAAGGAAGAACGAUUUAUGUUGCAUUUCAAAGUGAGCCAAACGUUCAGCAAUGGAUGACCAAGUACUCUUCCUUUAGUGAAGGUCUUGAUCGACAGGCAGGCAGGAUUCCAUUCGUAUUUUUUGGGGAGAAACUGAGGCAACGUAAAAGAAUUGUCCUUACUGGUUUUUCUUACGGUGGAAUGCUGGCGUGUUUUGUUGCUGCUAUUCUUUGGAAAGACAGCUGCAUCCCAAUUGAAGCUCUAGAAAAAAACGUUGUGUGCAUCACGUAUGGUCAACCAGUUAUCAGCGUCCCAUGUGUGCAGCAGGUUAUCAAAGAUAUUCCUCAUUUCCAUGACACCAUUUAUUGCGUAUUUGAGAAAGCAGAUGUUCUUCCUUCUGUUUCCCGGUACUUCAACUGCAUCCCACGCCUCAUGCCUAGUAACCAAAGUGGAAUGACUGCACUGUCUUCAUCUACACCACAAUCGUCAACCACGUUAUUUGGUAUCGACAGCCAGUAUGGAACAGAUCAGAAUUUCAAGGAGCAUGGAAUGUCACAGCAGUUUUUGAAUGAUUUGUAUCAACUCCAAAAGUCAGAGGUGUCAUAUUCAACUGUGGCUUCUGGGGAAAAAUCUGAACAAGUGAUUGCAUUGGGAAGGAUAAAAAAAGUACUCGAAGAUUCUCAACCCAGCUGUGGGGGUCCUGAUGAAGCACUUUUGUGUGGGAAUUACUGCUAUCAACUUAUCGAGAAAGAAAAUCAAGAAGUAACCUGGACUGCAAUUCCAAGCAAAAAGCUUGCCUCAUUGAUGUUUGGAUCAAUCCCAAAAAUUGCAACUGAAUCACUUGAAAUUUCAAGUUUUUGGAAGCACAAAAUGAGUCAUUACCGGGUAAAAAUGCUCAAAGCCUAUUUACUGAACGACCCCGACAAGUUUCAACUUCCUGAGCCCCAGAAUCGGUUUACUCAAGUCCCUCAGCUGAAGCCAGAUGUUUCACGUGUCAGUGUACACUUUUUCCCCAACGAGCAUGCCGUUGUUUUAGAAGGUGAAAACCUAAGCUUCUGUUUUGAAGUUAAACUUGGUGAACAGAGCAACGCCCUGAAAAUAAAGAGCCCUGAUCAUCUUACUUCCCGUAUCAUUCAAUUUAAUUUUCCACCUGACAAGAAAACAAGAAAUAUUACCAUCUCAGAUGACAGUACCAUGAAGGUUACUCUACGUAGUCAUUUCUCCAAUCCCAUUCGUAAAAGGGUGAAAGUUAACAAGGAAUCCUUUAAAUUUUCUUUACGGGAGAUACAAAUUGCCAAGUACAGCCCAACAGAAGUCAUUCGCCUUGCUUUCAUGAGUGCAAUGCUUGAACGUUUUUCAUUUCAACUGAGUGAGCGAGGUCCAUCUCAGCGAUUGAAAAGCAUAACAUAUUUUCUUGAAGAAGCUGUGAAGGUUGUUCCGUUGGAAAGCAUCUUCUUUGCUGUUGCUUACACUGAUGAUACCACUUCCAUUGAAUGUGCUAAAGCACUUAAUGAGUCUCCUUUCAAAUUUCCUCCAUCAGAAUCCAUGUAUGAAGCUGCUGUUAUAGCCGAGGUUCGAAUGAAAACCGGUAUUCAUGGGGCCGUCAUUGAAAGCUACAGGGCCCAUGCAAUUCGACAAGCAUUACCUAUUGUACCAACAAACACAGGACGGUACAUAGUGCAGACCGAAUGUACUUCUCCAAAUGAAUUACAGCUGACUGUGCUAUCACCUUCUCCAGCAACUUAUGCUGAAGCCUUAAAUCAACAUUUACAGCAGCCGUUUCAGUUUCAUCAGUACUUUUCUGGCCAACGUUUAUUUCCUGUACCAGGCGUGAAUUUGGUGGUUGAUACAACUCGUGUUCCUCGAUCCAAAGAAAUCGAUCCGUAUCUUGGAAAGUAUUUUAGAAACAUUAUUGAAGACGGAUCUACGAUAAUUCAGGAAACAGCUCUGGAUGAGCUGAGUAACCUCAGUAUAGAUCACAUUUAUCCUGUCAGUUCUCAGCGAAGACAUUCACUGGUCAUAUCAACCUUCCAAUCACCACUUGAUAUUCUCCAAAAAGGUCGAGAGGAUCUCGAAUCUUUCAUAGAAGAAAGUCAAGAAGAUUUUGACUCUAGUCAGUACCUCACAAACGAAAAAAUGCUAGAGCUUGUAAAAGACAUCUUUGAUAAGAAAGUUAUGAUUUGUGCAACUCUACUCGGAGCUUUCAUGGAACAGCAAAUAAAGAUUCCUCUUUUCAAAGAUACCCAAAAGAGUACAGCUGAGUUCCUUUCUUCAAAAAAUGACCGUGUUGCUAUGGGUGUGUGGGCACUGUUCAGCAGCACUUUUGAAGAAUUACAAGAUUUGCUCUCCUCAAUGGAAGGCAACCCCCUCAUUGUUGAAAUUCGUGAUUACAUUGCUGGAGUUUUGAGUGAUGAUUUGAAAAAGAAAAAAUCACAACUAGGGAGCAAGUACGAUGGCAAGCUACAGUUCCUGCUUCAGGCUUGUAGCCAGCGAGUUGUCACUUGUAGUAGCGAGUAUAUCAGUUAUUCUCUCGAGCACCAACUUUGUAGCAAGCCGAAAUUCGAUAAAUCGCUUUCAGUGAAGGAACUUAUUGACAAAUGGGGGACGAUUUUCGAAGGAGAUGCUCUUGCAUUUGUAGCUGCUAGUCAUCGACCUCUUAUUGCACGAUGGCUCAAAUGGGCUAUGCUCAUUCACGACCUGCGACUGUCUCUUGCUAGCUACACAUGUGUUGGUGUGACGGGUCUAGUGAAUUCAGGAAAAUCCCAACUGAUUAACAAGUUAUUUGGAAUCAACACACAAGUGGGAACUCUUGAGAAAACAAGAACAACAGUUCCACUCCUCUACAACCUGGAUGGUGUGGUUGAUGGUCUAGAUGUCAUCGAUUUCCCUGGUGUUGAUGACAAGGAUAACAACAUUCCCAAACUUGCUGAGAUGCUGCUCGGUUUGGCUCAAGUUGUUGUGUUUGUAUGUGAUCACAAGAGGAUAUUCACAGACCAAGCAAAGCAGUGGCUUGAACAACUAAAGAAAGAAGAUGUCCCUGUGAUUUUAUGCUUAACGUUUGCUGAUGAGCUCUAUUUACACUUUAUUGGUACGGACAAAGACGACCCUGAACCAACUGAUUAUAAAAGAAGAGAAAUUGGCCAUGAGUUGGAGAGAAAACUCGAGAGGAUAGGGCAUCAUGCCUCCCGUAAGGUUGGAUUCUACUGUUUUCAUGUUCCAGCUGGCUACAAAGCUGAAGUGAAUCACAAAAAUCUCAAGGAAAUGGGGAUCGGGAACUCUCUUGAUGUCGGUUAUGAGCUCGUAAAAGUGUUUGAGAAAACCCUGAAACAAGAAGAUGUUGCUAAGCAACUAAAAGAUCGCAUUGACAAAUUGUCAUCAGAAGCUCGAGAGAGCACUUUAUAGAGUACGUGCUUUUUACAGUUAUCUUUUUUACACUUUGGUGCAUAUACCACUUACAAGACAUUUUACAGAUUAUAAUUAUAUAUAAAUUAACUUUAGCUCUUACUUUAACUGCAUUAGAGUAUAUAAACGUUAGCAAUUAAAUACGUAACUUAUGCAAUAA
Messenger RNA from Halichondria panicea, 4474 nucleotides. RefSeq lists its product as uncharacterized. Gene Ontology annotation, molecular function: GTP binding. The record is from RefSeq and is a predicted model, not a curated record. Gene Ontology annotation, biological process: lipid metabolic process. Bases 61 to 4314 code for a protein of 1417 amino acids. Lineage: Eukaryota; Metazoa; Porifera; Demospongiae; Suberitida; Halichondriidae. The transcript is spliced from 12 exons.